GUAAAGCUCAGAGUUGGAUUCGCAUGAUGAGCACACAAAAAUUUUACUCUCAACGCUCCCAAGCCAAAGCCAUCAUCAUUCAUCACCACAUACCAACACACAGUACACACAGUGACAGUACAGAUAUGAAUGGGUUUGACUUUCUGCUGAAUUGAAGUGAUAUUAUGAUAAUUCGUUUUCUUUUUGGGGGAAAAGUUCUCGUCCACUUUUCCUAUUUCUGAGUCUGACUUUGUUUUGUGGAAGUGAAAUUUCUGGAAGCAGAAAAUUCAAUGGAGCAUCUGCCCUCUGGCUAUCGCCCCAAUGUUGGGGUUUGCCUCAUUAAUGAUGAUAAUAAGGUGUUUGUGGCUUCUAGAUUGAAUGUUCCUGGAGCAUGGCAAAUGCCUCAGGGGGGUAUUGAAGACGGCGAGGACCCGAGGUCUGCAGCAAUCAGAGAAUUGAGGGAAGAAACUGGGGUAGUAUCUGCUGAAAUAGUGGAUGAGGUUCCAGAAUGGUUGACUUAUGACUUCCCCCCAGCUGUGAAAGCAAAAGUGAAUCGUCUCUGGCGUGGCGAAUACCAUGGGCAGGCACAAAAGUGGUUUCUCAUGAGAUUUACAGCAGACGAGAAUGAAAUUAAUUUAGCAAGUGGUGAAGCAGAGCCAGAAUUCUCGGAUUGGAAAUGGGCUACCCCUGAAGAAGUCAUUGAGCAGGCAGUGGACUACAAGAGGCCAACAUACAAGCAAGUUAUGAAAACCUUCCGGCCUUAUUUCACUGCAGGAAAAGCUACAAAGUGCCAUUCAACAAAAUGGUGAAAUUGAGUGUUGCAUGGUAUGAUGCAGUUUUUCUUUCUACUUUCUUUCACCAUUGCCUCGGAGUGGUUCUAGUUGCACCUUAUGGAAUUGUAAAGUUUUGCCAGAAUUUAUGUAAAUGUAUAUGGGAGUGAAACUUUUAGAUGGAGUGGUUAUUCCUUGUAAAUUCGUCAAGAAUCUUACCCUUUUCCUGUAGAAUCUUUGCCAUUGAAUGUUUCAAGCUGUAUGGUUUUGGGGGCUGAUAUCAUAUCAUGGUCGUGUUGAAACUGUAAGGAAGUCGUUCGUACUCCUAUGUAUGAGCUAUAUACCCUGCUGAGAAUUCCUCUACAUUUUGAUGUCGAUGA
Molecule: messenger RNA, 1129 nt
Organism: Sesamum indicum (sesame)
Lineage: Eukaryota; Viridiplantae; Streptophyta; Magnoliopsida; Lamiales; Pedaliaceae
Product: nudix hydrolase 25
Biological process (GO): ribose phosphate metabolic process; nucleoside phosphate metabolic process
Cellular component (GO): chloroplast
Molecular function (GO): bis(5'-adenosyl)-pentaphosphatase activity; guanosine-3',5'-bis(diphosphate) 3'-diphosphatase activity
Source: RefSeq, a predicted model, not a curated record